Molecule: messenger RNA, 1720 nt
Organism: Chelonus insularis
Lineage: Eukaryota; Metazoa; Arthropoda; Insecta; Hymenoptera; Braconidae
Gene: por
Product: Protein-serine O-palmitoleoyltransferase por
Exons: 6
Coding region: 63-1508 (481 amino acids)
Biological process (GO): lipid modification; protein palmitoylation; Wnt protein secretion
Cellular component (GO): membrane; endoplasmic reticulum
Molecular function (GO): Wnt-protein binding; palmitoleoyltransferase activity
Source: RefSeq, a predicted model, not a curated record
GUUGUCCUGAACACACUCAAUCUUUGAUGUGGUUUUAUAUGUGAUAUUAUUUAUUACUCAAAAUGGAUAUUUCUUAUUAUGACGAUAAUGAAUGUAGUGAGUGCAAUGAUUAUGAUAGAGUACAACAAAUUCCAGAAACUUUUCAGCAUAAUUAUGAAAACUGUUUAAUCCCUAGUGUUUAUGGAACUCUUGAAUAUCUGUUUCCAUUAUUUUUAUUCAACAUUAUAUUCAAAUUGUUAAUAACACAAGCCGGGAAAAUUUCAUCAAAUGAAUUACUGCACAGUAUAUCAAUAAUUUUUGGAAUAUUUAUCAUUUAUUACUUUGUACCUGAAAGUCUAUACUUAUUAUUAAUCUAUGUAAUCAUAUCGUAUGGAUGCUUAUGCUUACCACUUAGGCCAUUACAAAAUUAUCGAAUUGAAAUGUUUAUCAUAAGUUUAGUAAUUAUUUUAUAUUGUGAAUAUACUAUGGAUCCCGUAGCGUGGCAUAAAAUUCGUAGUGUGAUCAUGAUAGCAGCAAUGAAAGCCAUUAGUAUGUCUUUUGAUAAAGCCACUAGUACACCACAACCUUUUUUAUUACUAUCAAAUUUUUUACAAUAUGCUGGAUACAUUUUUAAUCCUAGUACUUGUUUAUUUGGUCCCUGGAUUUCAUUCCAGGAUUACAUCACUUUACUAACUCAUGUUGAGUCUGAAAAAAGUAUUUGGGUAACAUUACCACUAAAUAUUUUUAGAACAUUAAAAAGUCUCUCAAUAUCUCUAACGUUUUUGAUAAUGUCUAAUUGUUGGACUCAGUGGUUUAUAUCAGAAGAAGCCCAACAAUUUACUGGUGGAAAAUGGUUACUUGCAUAUAGAGAUGCAUUAUCAUUCAGAACAUCCCAUUAUUUUAUAUCUUAUUUAUCUGCUACCCUUCUUAUAAUAGGAGGCAGUACACCAUCAUCUUUAUCAUCAUUAACAACUAUCACCAGACCAAUUGAUAUUGAAAUGCCUCGAUCGUUGGUUCAAGUUGUAAUUUCUUGGAAUGUUCCCAUGCAUACUUGGUUAAAAUUAUACAUCUUCCGUCCUGCCGUUCGGAGCAUAGGAAAAUUCAAUGCUGUAGCUCUAACUUAUUUAACCAGUUCAUUGCUCCAUGGUUUAAAUUUUCAAUUAGCCGCUGUUCUUUUAAGCUUAGGUUUAUAUACGUAUGUAGAAUUUCAAUUACGACAUAUUCUUGCUAAAACUUUUGACGCAUGUAUUUCUGCAAAAGAAUGUCCAUCGUCUUCCGGAAAUAUUAAUAGUAAAAUUUGCCGUUAUGAAAAACAUUGGUACAAUAACGGAUGGGUUUUUCUCGUUAAUUUUGCAUUCUCAGCUCUUUCAGUAUUUCAUUUAGCUUAUUUAGGAUUAAUGUUUGAUACAUCAGACUUACAAGAGACUGGAUAUAAUUACUCUCAUACCAUAGAAAAAUGGUCACAUCUUGGAUUUGCCAGUCACUGGGUAGCCUUUACAAUGUACUUAAUUUACUUCUUCAUCAAGUGAUCAAACUUAGAGUAGAAACUUAAAUUUUAUAAAGUAUUAUAGAUAUAUUUUUUAUAAUUUUUGUACUUUUUUAUAUUCAAUAUAGUAAUUUUUUUGUCGAAACCAUAUCUGUGAAAAAGAAGACUAAUCAGAGAAAAUUUAGAUAAUACAUGUAUUAAUGUAUUAUAGGCAGUGCAGUAUUGUGUACAAUAAAUUUUUGAUAUAACAUUUAA